AUGAGGACUGUCAUCCUUUUACUUUUUUGCACUUUCACCAUCGUCUGUGAAGCCAAGCCUUUAACAGAAAAGGAGUAUCAAUACCAAUUACUAAUACAUAAUGCCAACAACAACAGACGCAAUGAUUAUUUGCAAGAAUACUAUAACAGGAGAACCUUGUUUGGUAUGGGUGCAGGGGCUGGAGCUGGUGCAGGAGCUCGUGGUCACGUAGGCGGUCGUGUUCAUGCAGGACUCCACGCAGGACUAAGCGCUGGUAUAAACGCCGGAUUUGGUGGUUACGGUGGUAUUGGUGGUUACGGCUACGGCGGUCUCGGGGCUCUUGGUUAUGGAGGUCUAGGAGGCCUUGGUUACGGUGGUAUAGGAGCUGGUGGUUACGGUGGUUUUGGAGCUGGUGGUUUUGGGGGAUUUGGCGGCGGAAUUUCCGCAGGACUCAGUGCUGGUAUAAGCGCUGGUGUAAGCGCAGAAGCAGAAGCUGAUGCUAGUGCAAGUGGUUAUGGUGUCGUCGGAGGUGCCUCUUACGGCUAUGGCACGUAUGGCUAA
This is a messenger RNA of Spodoptera frugiperda (fall armyworm), 540 nucleotides long. RefSeq lists its product as uncharacterized. Lineage: Eukaryota; Metazoa; Arthropoda; Insecta; Lepidoptera; Noctuidae. The transcript has 2 exons. The coding region runs from base 1 to 540 and encodes 179 amino acids. The record is from RefSeq and is a predicted model, not a curated record.